Molecule: messenger RNA, 1093 nt
Organism: Medicago truncatula (barrel medic)
Lineage: Eukaryota; Viridiplantae; Streptophyta; Magnoliopsida; Fabales; Fabaceae
Product: nuclear transcription factor Y subunit gamma
Exons: 2
Coding region: 62-841 (259 amino acids)
Source: RefSeq, a predicted model, not a curated record
UCAAUAAACAAAUAAAAAGAGCAACAGGAUUAAGAAAAAAACCACAAACCCUAACUCUCAAAUGGAUCUUCACAGACCGACCCGAUUCCGAACCCGAAAAUUCCUCCCCACCAAGGCGGAGCGUUUCCUCGGCGUCCAACCUCACGCGCCGCCGUCCUUUAAUAAUUCAUCAUCCCUCGAACUCGACGAAGACGACGUCGUUUUCGAUUUCGACUAUUCGCACCCCUCUUCUUCUUCUUCUUCUUCUUCUUCUUCACCUUCUAUUCCCACCCCCAUCUCCAACCAUAACCGCCAUCACUACAAUCACCACCAAUUCCAACGCAAAUCCUCCCCCUUAGGCCCUCCCGAUUCCUUCGGAGUCCUCGCCGUCUUGCCGGAAAACGAAGAAUCUCCCGAUUCCGGUGACAAUUCCAACCUUCUCAACGAUGCUCUUAUCCCUGUUUCUCUCUCGGCUUCAUCGUCCUCAAAUUCAUCUCCCUCAUCCUCAUCCAAACCUAUGCUAAUUGUUCAACGCCCCUCCGAACGAACACCGUCAUGGUCAUCACCGGCAUCAGAUAAAUUCUACCAUUCAGCGCCAAUGAACGUUCCAAUGAUGUCUUCAGCUAUGGCGAACCGCGCGAGGCGAUACGAAGAAGAAGAUGCACAUGCUUUAAACGAGGAAGAGGAAUUUCGAAGCACGAUGCCACCGCAUGAGUAUCUUUCAAGGCAAGUAGAUUUUUCGCCGAUGCAUUCGUGUUCGUUGUUUGAAGGUGUUGGUAGAACCCUAAAAGGAAGAGAUAUGCGUCAAGUUAGGAAUGCUGUUUUGAGCCAAACAGGUUGCUCACAAUAUACAAGAAAUUAGAAGUUGGAAUGUAAGAAAGGAGAGAAGGCUGAACAGUGCAUCAAUGGUAGUUUCUUGUGGCCUUGAAUUAUCUAUUCAAAAGUGUUUACAACAAGCGGAUAUAACAGUGGAAUCUGAAUGUCUUCCUUGAAUGUAUUGGGCAUUUUGGUUCUCUCAUUUAUGGUUUUGAAAUUGGGACUCAAGCUCUUCAAUUUUAUAAGGUGUAGUGUUGUACUAUUAUAACAAGGGCUUAUGCGUAGCUAUUCUCUUUGA